CGCAGCCUUUUUUGAACUCCAGUGGAAGGCUGGAUUCCUCCGUUUCCAAUAGCAACGGUGCCUCGCUAGGGGGCGACUAUGUUCCCAGAACCCUGCCCCCUUACCUGUCGGUAACCGGAGACACUAUCUGUUCAUGGACUUAUGACGAUGAGGCCAUGAGCCGUAGUGGUGUGCAAGGACCCUCUAAAACCUCCACACUUCCGGGGGGUGGGGCGAAUAACAAUUAUAAUCCCCUGGGUGGGGGAAGUUUUUCCAGUUACAACAGCAAAUGUUCCUCAGCCUAUACACAAGAAUCAUACGUGCCUCUAACCUGUAAUUCGUCCUCGGUUAUGAGCGACCGAUAUAAAAUUAUGUCAGCCAAUAACAACAACGUCCCUCAUAUGGACCAGAGCGAACGUGAAAAGCUAUUGAGCGACGACGUACGUGGCAACUACUACCAGCCUUCAAAUGAGAUCCAGGGACCAAUGAGUGCCCAACAGGCCGCAGGAUUCGGCCCCAUCACUGCCGCCAAGUUCGGAGGCUCACAAUAUAUGGCAAUCGUGCCUAACCAAAUGAGCCCGAACUCUGCCGAGUACAUGCUAUUAGAUAGAUCCAGUACUGGAACUUACGACUCUGGGGGAGCCGGUUCGAAUCCCACCUGGCUCCCUAGCCAAACCAGUCCAGGUGGAACUCAAGGUGGUGGUGGGUUUAAUGUGAAUGAAAAAAAUGUUGUGGCGGCGACGUCGAAUGUUGCGAAGCACUGCAACAAUAGCUAUAUAGAUUCACCCCAAAUGCGAAUGAAAUCAGUGACUGCCACCGCCAGUACUGCAUCGCAUGCGGAAACUUCUUUUUCCUCGCCUGCCAAGGGGAAGCGGAAGAGCUUUGACUCGGCGGCUGUACUGAGAAAUCAGCCCAUAGUUACUUAUAGUCCCGUCAGCAGCGAGCAUGCUCGUCGUUUUUCCUCAAAGAACGAGGCCUCGGGCAAAGUGGAAUCGCCUCGCGAAGACCAGGAGUUUAUGCGGGAGUUCCUGUUGGAGCAGCACAAUAUAGACAGCAGCCGCUACUCCAUGGAGCGACCCUACAGUAAGGGGUCGGUGGACUUGCAGAGACCUCUGGUGGACCCUGAAGUGUACUUGGGACUAAACACAGGCGGCACUAUUCCUAGAGGCACUUUAAAUUCACAGAGAAACAACGCUUCCUACAGUCAAGCACCUUCUAAUGGAUCUGGAGGCACCAUCGAAGACAACAACUACAUAAACUCGCCCGCGGCCUCCACUCCCUCGACAGUGGUUGGGCGAACAAGUUCCCGCUCCAAGCCAAUGAUACCCCCUCCCAAACUGCCUCUCGCCUCCUCUCCCACACACCCCGAAGCAUACCCCAUCUCAGCCACUGGUCCCCACAUGGGCCCAAUGUCAUCCUAUAAGAGGGUAUCGGGAGAUGGUUACCCGGCACCCGGGGGAUCAGGGCUGCAACAUAGCUCCACUAACAGCACUGGAUGUAGCCGAGGAUCCGACGCGGACAAUGUGUUCAACUACGAGCAUGUACCAGACCACCGAAUGAAACAUGGGAUAGAUAGUCUCAGUUACUCCCGUCUGAUGUCUCCGCAACCAGUAUCCUCAGCUCCUCAUGACUACAUCAACUCACCCAUAGAACCACCAUCUGAGGACCCCUUCUUGUCCAGGAGCUACAACGCCGGACACCACAAUCCACUCCCUCAAUACCCCCAGAAUGCGGCACCCUCUUACCUUCACUCUAAGUCAGUCGGGCAGCCGAUGAUGCCGCAAAACUUGGUUCUUAGUCAUAACCCCAUGUACCCGCCCAACUACCACCCCAGCUCGAAUUACAGUCCAGCCACUGAUAGCAACCCCGCAACUCCGAUUAAUCUCAACAACAAUACGUCGCCCUUCUCGGGCUAUAGUUCAAUGCAGCCGCACCCCGCCCAAGUUGUUCAGCCGGGAAUGAACACGAAAGAGCGAGGCAAAAAGAACAGCAAGAAAAACAAUAAAACUUAUCAAGCCAUGAGCAACAAUGCUUCCAGUUUCGUAUGAAGUAACUUUGUGCAUAAAUUGUAAUUGAACUUAUUUAUUGUCCCCUCUUCUCUAACAAUUAUAACAAGUGCAUUUUUAGCAAAAAAACUGCUGUAAUUUUAUUUUUGUAUCUUCUAUUUGAUAUGGAAGUUUUAUUCGCCUAUCUGGCCUUUGUUCAUUGUAGUUAAUUUUUCUAAUUAAAU
Messenger RNA from Symsagittifera roscoffensis, 2209 nucleotides. RefSeq lists its product as uncharacterized. The record is from RefSeq and is a predicted model, not a curated record. The transcript has 6 exons. NCBI's taxonomy places the organism in Eukaryota, Metazoa, Xenacoelomorpha, Acoela, Convolutidae. Bases 156 to 2027 code for a protein of 623 amino acids.